Hirundo rustica (Barn swallow) is the source of this 2206-nucleotide messenger RNA. Its product is annotated as pituitary tumor-transforming gene 1 protein-interacting protein-like. Gene Ontology annotation, biological process: protein import into nucleus. NCBI's taxonomy places the organism in Eukaryota, Metazoa, Chordata, Aves, Passeriformes, Hirundinidae. The record is from RefSeq and is a predicted model, not a curated record. Gene Ontology annotation, cellular component: nucleus; cytoplasm.
CAGCCUCAGCCCCCGCCCGAGCCCGCCCCGCCCCUGGCUGGCGGCGCCUGCGCGGGGCCGGGACCCGGAGCCAGCGGUCCGUGCGGUGCCGUCCCGGCCAUGGAGGCGGCGCGGCGGUGGCCGCUGUGGCCGCUGUGGCCGCUGUGGCUGCUGUGGCUGCAGGGCCUGGCGCUGCUGUGGGGCCGCGCCGUGGCGGGGCUGGAGCAGAUCCGCACCACGGUUCCGCCGGCGCCGGCGCAGGCAUGUUCAGCAUUUUCCCAGAAGUCCUGUGAAGAAUGUCUAAAAAACGUUUCGUGCCUUUGGUGUUACACCAACAACACAUGUAUCGAUUACCCUGUAAGAAGUAUUCUUCCACCAUCUUCAUUGUGUUCUCUCUCAAAUGCCCGAUGGGGAGUUUGCUGGAUAAACUUUGAGGCUUUAAUUAUUGCCAUGGCUGUGGUAGCUGGACUCAUUCUGGUGUCCAUAACAGUCUGUUGCUGUUACUGCUGUUACUGCAGAAGGCGUUCCAGGAGCAGACUGGAUGAAGAAGAGGAGCAGCUAGCUAGGAAGAGAGAGGAACGAAGACUACAGUCUCUUCAGAGGAAACAUGAAAGAAAACUGAAGCAUGAUGAAAUACGUAAGAAGUAUGGUCUUCUGCAGGAUUCUGAUAACCCUUACAGCAGAUUUGAGAAUGAAUAAAAAUGAGCACCUUCCACCAGAGCUGUAACUCUAGAAUCCAAGAAGACAGUUUGUUUUCGUUUGCCCUUUGUGCUCUUCUGUUUUUUUUUUUCUUUCCAAAGUGUUUUUUCCUGGCUCUAAAGCUAGAAGCAGCUAAAGACUUUCUGAAAUAUGUUUCUGUUUCCUAGGUGUAUCGAAUUUUUUAUAAAUGUUUUUUUGUUGUUGAACUGUUUGCUGAAGUUUGUUGGUUAUCUUUCCUCUUCUUAAAUCUAUAUUUUAUUACUCGACUUAGAUGGUUAAUAGUCAAAAUAGUGUGUUUGAGUUCAGUCUUAACUGCCACUUAAAGUAGUUGUUUUCAUGUUGUUCUCUCUUCCUAAAUAAGGAGAUUUUAUAUAUAUAUAUAUAUAUAUAUUAAAAAAACCAAAAAGCAACAUGGAACUACAGCUCCACAUAGCAGAAGCAGUUGAUGCAAAAUACAUCAUGUGCAUUCUUGUGGGUGGAGGGUUUUUUUGCCUGGAAAAAGAUCUUCCAAGAGUGUAAUGUGUAAGGGUUGACAGAGAGGAGCAUAGUUUUCUUUGAAUAAUGGAAUUCAGUUUGGGGAAUGUUAAUACGUACCUUGGAUAUAGCACUGAUGUGAAAAAGAAACCAGUUAGCAAAAUAGGAGGAAGGUCCAUCUUGCAACAAACAUAGUUAUGUGUUCCUAAAUUUAAGAAACAUCAGUCUGUGUGAACACUUUCUUCUGCAAAGUUAAUGUAUAUUGAAAAAAAAGGUAUAAAGUUGCCCAGAUUCUGCAGUUUACCAGGGCUGACCCUGGCCAACAGCUAGAGCCCUGCCCAGCUGCUUCCUCCCUCCCUCAGCGCCAUGUGGGAGAGGAUGGGAACAGCAAAGGGUUGAGAUAAAGGCACAGUAAGUGAAGGAAAGGAGGGUAGUGGGAACAAAUUCUGCAAAUGCGAUUGCCACCUCCCAGAAGCAGACAUUUGCCCAGUACCCCCCUCCAUUUUUCUUGGUGAGCCUGCAGUAGGGUCAGUUUGCAUCAGUUUUUGCCAGCUGUGCUAGCUUCUUGCUCACCCCUGGUCUAGUCACUGGAGCAGGCACAGUGGGGGAAAAAUGAAACCUUGAUGCCGUGCAAGCAGUGCUCAGCAAAAGCCAAAGCACUGGUGUGUUACCAGCACUAUUCCUGCCACAAAUCCAAAGCAAAGCAGCAUCGUAGGGGCUGCUAUGAAGGAAGUUACCUCAGUUGCUGCCAGACCCAGUACAGUAACAAGGCAGUAUUUUUUUAACUUUCUAUUGUUCUUUUGAUAUUUUCCAUAAUGUGAUAUUUUCCUUUUUCAUAGAGGUCUUUCCUUGAGCACUUCCAGUAGCUUACCAUUAUGAUGUGACAAGCAAAGAGCUCUUCUGUCCCCCAGUCUGAUUGUAUGUUCCCAUUUAUUUUGUACAUUUUAAAUCACCUCCCUUGCUGUUUAUUAUCUGUUAAACCAUAUGUACAGUAUUGAAGAUGUUUGUAUUAUUUUUCUCCACCUUCCUAAAAUAAACUCUUUAACAUCUUGAA